This is a messenger RNA of Entrophospora sp. SA101, 3240 nucleotides long. NCBI's taxonomy places the organism in Eukaryota, Fungi, Glomeromycota, Glomeromycetes, Entrophosporales, Entrophosporaceae. The record is from the annotation of a GenBank genome assembly.
AUGAUAAAUCUUACUUCUGAUACAACACCUUUAAAGAUUACAGAGCUAAAAGAGGAGGACGAAGGCAACGAAGGAUUUAUGAUAGAAUUGGAAUUAAACAAAGGCAGCAAUAUGAGAUGUUAUACUUAUGGUGAAGAAGUGCCUGCUCUUCCUAGUAAUUUAGUUGUCACUAAUGAAAAUACAAGUCAAGGCAAUAAAAACAAAGGUUUAUCAAGUGAUGAGGCAUUAGAUAAACUUAUUAAAGUAGCUAAUGAAAUAUUGGAAGAACAUCAAAGUCAUGUACCAAAAAAAAUGUACAUUAAAGAAUUCAUUUCUAGAGUUGAUGUAAUUCUUUCGAUUGUUUCAUCUUUGUUGAUGUUUACCUUUUAUAUUUACGGGAUAGUUGUUAGCGAUCCUUAUCAAUUCCGUUUAACCUCACUUCUAAUCGAAGCAAUUUUAAUCUUAUUGAUGAUAUUAUUUAAUGGGUAUUUGUACACCAAAGAAAAAAAUUUAGGUACCAUUGAAAUUUAUGAGCAUGCAAAAAUCAUUAUUGAACAAUUGAAAAAUACAAAAGUCGUACGCGAUGGUUUAGUUCGUAGUUUUCCAUCCACUUUAUUGGUGAAGGGUGACGUUAUCGAAAUGAUUUAUGGUGAUAUUGCCCCUUGUAGAAUAAAAUUAAUUUCCCAAGAACAUAUUAACAUUGAUCUUGAUGACCAUCUUGAUAAUAACGAACAAGCUCCUUCAUCGUCAACAUCAACUACUAUGCCAAAAAGAACUAAUAUCCUUGAAGCCAGGCAAGCAUUUAAACCAUCAUUUUUUGGUGAUAUACCUUCACAAAUUGUGUGGGAACAACAUUUAAAAAAUAAAGGAAUGUACCAAUUUACAUUGUUGGAAACUCCUUGGGCAAAUUGUUUAAGCGCUGCUCUACAACAAAAACGUCCAUCUCCUGUCAUCCUUAAGCAAGCAGAAGUUCUUAACAAUGUUAUGCACAAAAUACUUUUCAUCAUAGUAGCAAUCGCCCUUGCAAUAAAUUUUCUCAGAUACAUCAUCAUAGAUGUUGGUCAAUAUCGUUUAUUUGACCAAGCAUUUGAAAUUUUGAUAGUGUUACAACUUUAUGCUAUUUUGCCAAUGUUGCCAUUAUCAUUUCUUACCUUAUGGAUAAUAGUAAGAAGUUUGGCAAAUGCCACUAUUUUAGUAUUCAAGUUUUGCUAUUUGUUGUCAAAAUGGGAUGGUACAUCGCUUACUCGUUCAACAAAUUUGUUUGAGUCAUUGGGUAGUACAACUGUAAUUUGUUCGAUUGAUCGCGAGGGAACUAUAUCUCACCCUUUCACAUCUGUGGAUCAGUUGUUGUUUCCUGAUGAAAAUGGUGAUAUUACAGUUUUGGAUGUUGCUGAAGAUCCAAGUGCUCCUUUUGGUGUAAAAUUUGAAGAUCAAGACUGGCAACAACAUCUAUCACGGCUUAAACCAUUAGGACUUAAUCUAUUACUUAAUACAAAUUGUGGUGUGCUAAAAGGCCGUGAACUAACAGAACAGCAUCGAAAAUACUCCAGUUUAUACCUUAAUGCUAAAACUAAGCCUUCAAGACAAACUUGUAUGUGUAGAUUAGGAAAAGAAAUAGGGUUUACUGUGGAUGCAUUGCAAGUAUUUUCAAAAAGAAAAGAAAUUUUUACAUGUGCACCAUGUCAUCCAUCAUUAAAAGAACGCGUUAGAAAUGAUAGAUGGGAAGUUCCUAGCAUGAUAUCUUCUAUAUAUGAAGAAACUGAUGCAGGGAGCUAUCAGUUGUUGUCGGAUGGAAAUUUAGAAAUAAUUCUCGAUAAUUGUUCAGAUUAUUGGGAUGGACAAGGUCUACGAGCAAUGAAUCAAGGGAUUUUAAACAAAAUUUAUGAUUGUUAUGAAAAUGCAAUUGUAAAUGAUAUGCAAAUAGUAGCAUAUGCAUAUCGUCCAAUUAGUGUCGAGAACAAUAAUCGAAUUCCAUUUUUGUCUAAAGCACCGACUGAUUCACAUUAUUUUGUUUUACCAAAUGUACCAGAUGAACAAGAGAUAAUAUCUUCAUUAGAGGUACAGGAAUUGUUAUCAGAAGAUCCUGAUUUGUCAAGGUCACAAUUGAUUAGAUUGCAUCGUUUAAAAACUGGACAAUUGGAUGCGAAUCUUCAUGACUUCUCAUUUGAGGAUAAUGUUUCAAGAGAAGAUGAAGAAAAAUUUUAUCAGGACGUUAUCCAAGGCCAAAUAUUCCUUUCUAUGGCCACUGUUUUUCAUCAACCAAAAUUAGAUGUUUGUAAUUUUAUUGAGGAUUUGAAGUUGGCUGGUAUACGUUUUGUUUUAUUUUCACAAACUGCAGAAAGAGAGAGCAAAGCAUAUGCUGAAAGAUUGGGUCUUGAAACAGAUUGGAAUAGUUGUAUAUUAUUAUCAUCUUCUGGUGAUGAAAAUUCAUCUGGUGAUGGUUAUUUGGAACCACAUGAUAUAAAAGCACGGUUACCACGUGGCAUUGAGAAUAUUAAAGAUCAUUUAGAAGACGUUGAUGAUAUUCCAUUACAUGUUUCUUUAUUUGCCGAAUGUACACCAGAAGCAAAUCUUGAAAUGAUAAAGAUUUUUCAAGGGUAUGGUGAGGUGGUUUGUUGUAUUGGUAGCGCACUAAACUCUUUUAAUACACACGCAUUUGCUGCAGCAGAUGUAAGUGUUGCAAUGGAACCGACACAUACCAAAGCACAAACUAAAAAUGGACUUUGUCAUUAUGGGAUUAAAGGACAAUCGCCUAUGGCAUUAGGAGCAUCAUUUACAACUUUGCCAUGUGGACUAUUUAUGCAUUACGAUACUAGUCUUUAUGCUUUAACAGAUUUGAUUCGUGAAGCAAGAAGAUUAAUUAAUGGCUUAAGAUUGGGAGUUGCAUUUAUGAUUGGAUCAUUAUUAUCAAUUUCUUUACUUUUGCUAUUAUCUUAUUGUUUUUUUUUGCCUCCAGUAUUUACUGGAUAUCAAAUAUUAUGGAUUAUGUGGGCAAUAAUACCAACAUUGACAUUUUCAUUUUUGUUUAAUCCACACGAAUCUGAUACAAUGACUACAAUGACUGUCAAGAAUAAUGAACAUUUAAAAGAUUUACCAAGAUUUUUGGUUUAUUUCUUUUUAAGAUUUUCAUUGCCUGUAUUAUUUUGUCUAGGAGCAUUUAUAAUAUGUUUGUAUUAUUUUGAUGAAAGAUCAGACGUGUCUUUAAUAUUUGGAUCUUAUGGAAAUCAAGGAUGGUUGAGAUGGAGUAAUAAAGAACAAUGG